AUGUCUCGCUCUCGUCUUCCCCCAACUCCCUCCAUGUCUGGAGAGUUCAUCGUCAAAGACCAACCCGCAUUCGAGGGUACAGAUGUCUUUGCUCUACCCCCCGCUGCCUUCGACACGACUGGUGCCAACAAAAGAUCCUCCAAAACCGCUGCUGCAGACCACCUUCCUGCAUCUCCAGCCGCGUCCCCUGAGUUCAUGGCUCUGGGACGGAGCACCAACACUCGUCAACAAACUUCUGGCACCAAGCGUCCCCUGGAGGACUUUGACUUGCCUCCGCCCCCGACUCGCACGCGCAAGAUCAUCCAGAUGAAGCCCAAGACGCAGCAGAGUCCGUCGACGAAGUCGGGGCAGGCUAGCGGUGGGAAAGCAGCCAAGGACUCGGGCAAGACGGCGUCAUCGAGUGACGCAAAUGCAAAUGCUGCUGUUGCACCAGCCAGUGGCAACAAGAAGAAACAGCCUACUGCGACUAGUGCGGCUGGACGGAAGAUUGCAAGGAAGACGGCUCAUAGCUUGAUUGAACGGAGACGAAGGUCGAAGAUGAAUGAGGAGUUUACGACGUUGAAGGAUAUGAUUCCUGCUUGUACGGGUCAGGAGAUGCAUAAGCUUGCUAUCUUGCAGGCAAGCAUCGACUAUGUCAACUACCUGGAACAAUGCAUCAAAGAUCUCAAGACUGCCGGAGGAGUGGCACCUUCGCGUCUCCCCCCAGGUCCGCCCUCAUCAACAUCCCCCGAAUUCCUCGCAGAAAUGGCCGGCAGCGAACGCUCCGCCUCAGCGUCACCAGAGUUCCUCCCAGAAAACACACAAAUCCCUGACACUUCGCCUUCGUUCUCACCUCGCACCUGCAUUCCCUCCACAUAUGAGUUUGCACCGAGCAUUCUCCCCAGCCCUGCUUUGGGACCGUCUCACCCAGAACACCACCCAUCAUGGUCUGCCUCGACCAACACCUCUCCAGCACUCCAGCCACGGCAGAACAAUGCAGAUGUUGACCACGAGGCUUCCGCGGCUUUGUUGAUGCUGAAUCAGGAUCGUCGCGGGACGUUGGAUUCGAUUAUAGAUAAGGUCACUGAUGCUAGCUUGGAGUCUCGUAACCAUGAAAGACAAGAGACUGGUAAACGAAUGGGUAUGAGUGUCAGGGACCUGUUGAUUUCAUAA
Messenger RNA from Aspergillus glaucus CBS 516.65, 1152 nucleotides. RefSeq lists its product as uncharacterized. Gene Ontology annotation, molecular function: protein dimerization activity. The transcript is spliced from 2 exons. The record is from RefSeq and is a predicted model, not a curated record. Lineage: Eukaryota; Fungi; Ascomycota; Eurotiomycetes; Eurotiales; Aspergillaceae. Bases 1 to 1152 code for a protein of 383 amino acids.